Messenger RNA from Pleuronectes platessa (European plaice), 3034 nucleotides. It is a transcript of the gene vsig8b, whose product is annotated as V-set and immunoglobulin domain containing 8b. The record is from RefSeq and is a predicted model, not a curated record. NCBI's taxonomy places the organism in Eukaryota, Metazoa, Chordata, Actinopteri, Pleuronectiformes, Pleuronectidae. Gene Ontology annotation, cellular component: membrane. The transcript has 10 exons. Bases 301 to 1383 code for a protein of 360 amino acids.
UGGAUUUGGAAGAGUCACUGAUGUAAUGGAGCUGUACAUUAGGCCACACCCAGCAACUUGCUUCCCGAUCUGACUCUGAGCAGCAGCAGUGUGUUGUCCUGGGUGUGUGAGGAGGGUGUGUCGUUAAGGAGCUUUGACAUGUUUCCAACUCUAGGAGUGGCCAACACACGCACUAUGGACAGACAGGGUGUGGCCAUAGUAACUGCUGCUGAGUUUCACUUGAGAGCAAAAUAGGAAGCAGUGCUGAAACACUCAGGAGUUACGUUUGCUUUGGACUCUCUCUUCUUUUGAAGGUUCACAAUGGAGCCUGUAUUCACAAGUAUGAGGCUAAAGGUGGCCGUGCUGUGGAUUCUAACAACUCUGCUGAAGACAAAUGUGAUGGAGGCGCUGGACAUAACAUCCUCAGGGCCACAAACCAUUCAACAGCCCCUGGGCGUGACAGUCACCCUGGGGUGCACCUACACCCCCAGCCCCCAAGACACUGGUGACUUGGACAUCGAGUGGUCCGACCUCAGCCCGGACAUGACGCAGAAAGACCAACUGAUGAUGUCCUAUACAGGGGGUCAUACGCACUACUACGGCGACCCCAGCAACUCCAAAAGGAUCCGCUUCAUAGGGGACCCCAAGGUGGGGGACGCCUCCGUCUCCAUCUCGAACGUGUUGCCCUCAGACACAGGCACCUACCAGUGUAAAGUCAAGAAAGCGCCGGGUGUCGACACACGGAAAGUCACACUGGUGGUAAUGGUUCCCCCCUCAGUGCCAAAGUGUUGGGUUGAUGGUGGAGAGGAGAAAGGGGGUCCUGUCUCCCUCCGCUGUGCAGAUUCUCGAGGAUCCAGUCCUCUCACUUAUACGUGGACGAGAGAGAGCGGGGGUGCAAUACCAGUCGAUUCAACCCAAAACCAGCAGUCUGGGGAGCUGUUGAUAAGAAACCACACAGAAAGCAACGUUGGAACUUAUGUUUGUGAGGUGAAAAACGCUGUGGGCAAAGAACAGUGUAAAUAUGAGCUGCAUGCAUACAACCCAACCAAUAAGGCGGGUGUGAUAGCCGGGGCGGUGAUCGGGGCUCUGCUGCUGCUGCUGCUCCUGCUGCUUCUCAUCUGGCUCCUGAUCUGCUGCUGCCACAAGCGUCGCUAUGAGAAGGAGGUGGCCAAUGAAAUAAGGGAGGACGUCCAGGCCCCAGACAGCCGACCCACCAGCAGGAACUCCAGCUUACGCUCAGUCAUGGGGUACCGCACUCACCCCGGGGUGGUCUACAGCUCCGUGAGGAGCAACCUGCCCAAAAGCAGUGCAAAGAGAGGCAUUGAUGGGAUGUUAUCACCGGCCACUGCAGGACACAAAUCUGCUGAGCUCCAGUACGACCAUAAAUAUGGGUACCCUGUGUAGCUGCACAGACUUCCUGUCUUUGGUAGAAAGCUGAAGAAGAGACUUGUAAAGAUUAUUAAGGUGCCUUGUAAUGAAUGUAAAGUAUGUCUGUGACAAAUUGUGCAAUACAAUAUAUUUAACUGGAGAACAAUGGGAGUGUUGGUAUACAGCUACUGGGUACUCUUGCCUCAGCCUUUCGACAAAUAUAAAUCUGCAACUGGUUGAACUUUCAUGCUGAUCUGAUUUUACGCACAACAACACAAAUGUAAAAGCCACUCAACUGUAACACAACAGCAGUGAGCGACAACGCAUGUUGACAAAGACAAUGGACAGUCCAUGCGUCCUUUUCGGGAGCUCCAAGCACCUGUGCCCUAACACCUUAAAUAGACAAGCAUCCAUAUUUUAGCGGUGAAUGACUUCAAUGGGUUUUCCCAAAUGAGAGCUCACUUGGCCACAGUGUCUAACUCUGCAUGUUUCAUUGUCGACACGUGUGGCUUUGUAGUUGUGUGAUGGCUUUUACAAUCGUGUUUUGCGUCAGUGCACUUGUGUGAGAAGUCUCGGCCACUGCCUUUGUAUAUAAGAAUAGUUCUAAUAAUUCAAAGUCAUUGUUACACUGAUUAUUAAUUAAGCUAAAACCGUUGUGAAUGUACACAUUAAGAGACUUGUAUUAUUUUAUUUUUUUCUAUCAUGUUGAUGAAGCUCAAUUCGUUGAGCACUUUUUUAAAUAAGAUAAAUAAGAACAAAACUCAGUGGAACAAAGUUUGAAAGAUGCAGGAUGUGAGAGCUGUGACAACUUUUUUUAGCAUCAUAAUAAAAUCAUACGAUUUGUUUUGACAUGCAAAAUAAAGACAAAAAACAAUUAUCAAUGUGAUCAAAUACGACUUAAUUAAAGAGGAUCCAAAAGUAGUAAACUGGAUACUGACGGAGAUGUUACUGAUUAUAAUAAAUUACUGAGCUACUCACGAGUCAGACUCCUGGCAGGCGCUGAAAUCAAUUUUUCAUGUGAUUUUCAUUCUUGUGUGAAUUUUCCCUCUGGAAGUUUUCUGCCGAACAAAUUGCUGUACACUUGCUAUGUUUGCGUUGUGUGUUUGCAGCCGGUAAACUAGUCAUCAGACUAACAGCUGGUAGUUCAGUCACUAACCACCAGCACGGGGCCUGCAGCCUCGCCUCGCUUCAAAAGAGCCUGCGUUGGCCUGAGUCCCUCUUCAAACUGUGUGUUGAAUUAAUAAGAGCUGCUGGGAGGUGUUAAGGUUGAUGGGCCUCCAGUGAUAAAGUUCUGCCCAGGCCCUUUAUUAAGGGCAGGGGCCGGUCGAGGGUGGGCAUUUAUUCGGAAACAGUGUUAAUAUUUCAUAGGAUUACAAAUAAUAAGAAUCAUCAAGGUUUUAAAUAUUUCACUUGCAUGCUUCUCUUUUAAAGUAGCUUUACUUUAGAGCCACACAACCACACACACACAGCACUCACAAGUACUGUAUCUGCCUCUGCUGUGUUUGUCUUGUCAGUCACUCUCUGUGUGCACAUGCAUGUCAACAUCUGUAUCUGUCUCAUUGCUCAAUUCAAUCCCAAGCCUUUAUUUCCACUGUUUUUAUUCUACAUUGGACUUUUUUUUUAAAUCGUGUCCAGUCUAACAUGUGUUCUACUGUUGAAUGUACAAAUAAAAGUGUUUGUAAUACCA